UCUGGGGGUCCGCCAUGUUGCUUCCGGUUAUCGCUGAGGUUGGUACCCGGUCUUUUGGCCCUACGUUCUUCUGGUAAAAGCCACACAGAAGCUGACGCCCGGCACCAAGCUGUGAUUGCACGAUCCUCUCAUGUCUGAAAGCCUUAGGACAAUGGACACAUCCGAGGGGUUGGUGUCAUUUGAGGAUGUCUCUGUGGACUUCACCUGGGAGGAGUGGCAGGACCUGGAUGAUGCUCAGAGGAAGCUCUACAGGGACGUGAUGCUGGAGACCUACAGCAGCCUGCUGUCCUUGAUUCUUUCCUAUUACUAGAUCGGUGUGAUCCCAAACCUGAGUUGAUCCUGAAGUUGGAACAAGAAGCUGGGCCAUGGAAGGAAGAUGUCCCAAACCAGAGCCUCCCAGAUCUGCAGCAUGUGAAUGGCCCGAAUGAGAUCAGCCAGGAUAGUCAAAAGAUGCGUGGAUGCAAUCUGGUAAUUGCCAAGAGCAGCACAUCAGCUGAGCAGAGGGCUGAAGCAGGAAAACCAUUUGCUAGCCCAAGCUGUAUUUUGAGGCUGGCUGUAAAGAAUGACGUGUCUUCUGGAACGAAACCUGGGGCACGUAAUAUGUGGGCUAAUGUGCUUCUCCCUAGUGAGCCCAGUGAGGUGCAGGCGGUAAAGGAACUUGGUUUUCCAAUUGUGACCAGGGUGUCCCCCAGACUUCCUGAGCCUCUCAGUCUGUAUCACAGUACUAAAUGUGAAGAACAGCACUUGCAGUGUCGUGAGCACAGUGACGCUUUCCACACGAAGACAGUGUGGCUACAGGACACAUUUCCUAUCAGAGACCCCUCCAGUAAAUUGAGGAACUACAGGAAAGGAUUAGAAAAGUUAACUCUUCCUGGUCUAGGAGGGACCCAGGUACAGGAGCAAACUUUUGAAUGUAAAGUGUGUGGGAAAUUGUUCUAUAGAAAUUCUCAUCUCACACAGCACUUAAAAACCCACAAAGAAAAGAAAUAUUAUAAAGGCAAUGAUUGUGGGCCAAUAUUCAAUAUACAAUCAAACCUCCCAAAACAUCAGCAUUCGCAUGUGGAAGAAGAGCCUUACACAUGUGAUGAAGAUGAGAAAUACAUUUGUCAGAAAUCAAAAAAGAGUGUGCAGCAGAGCAUCUUAGGGGAUGGAAGGAAUGUGUACGGGAAAAUUGUUGGCUCAAAAUUAAAUCGCAGUGUUCAACAGAACCCUCACAAGGCUGAGAAAUCCCAUGAAUACAGUCUAUCUGGAAAGACAAUUAGUAAGUCGAACCUCCAGCUUGAGCUGGCACACAGAUACGAGAAAGCAUAUGAGUGUAAUACUUGUGGGAAAUCCUUUAACCACACACCAGGUUUCUACUUGCAUUCGGGAGCUCACACAGCUGAGAAACCCUACGAGUGUAAAGACUGUCAGCAGUCAAAACUCACUGUGAACCAGCAAACCCUCACGCAGGAAAAACGCUACGUGUGUAAUGUGUGUGGAAAAGCCUUUUACAAAAGAGCCCACUUACAUGCACAUCAGAGAACUCACACAGGUGAGAAGCCUUAUGACUGUAAAGAUUGUGGGAAGUCUUUCAGGCUGAAGUCAUUUCUGGUUGUACAUCAGAGAAUUCACACAGGUGAAAAACCCUUUGCAUGUACCACGUGUGGGAAAAGUUUCAAGCAGAGGACAAGUCUCUACACGCACAUACGAAUUCACACGGGUGAGAAACCCUAUGAAUGUAAAGAAUGUAGGAAAUCUUUUAUUCUCAAGUCAUACCUCACCGUACAUCAGAGAACUCAUUCGGGUGAGAAACCCUAUGAGUGUGAUGUAUGUGGAAAAUGCUUUAAGCAAAAUUCCCACCUUCAUGCACAUAAGAGAACUCACACAAAUGAGAAACCCUAUGAGUGUAUAGUGUGUGGCAAAAGUUACAAGCAGAGCCCAAGCCUCUAUACACAUAAGAAAAUCCAUACAAGCGAGAAGCCCUAUGAAUGUAAACAGUGUAGGAAGUCAUUUAGUUUGAAGUUUCAUCUCACCAGACAUCAGAGGACGCACUCGGGUGAGAAUCACUACCAGUGAGAUGUGUGUGGUGAGCCUUUAAGUCGAGUUCACACCUGUGUGCAUCAGAGCUCACCCGGAGAGAUCCUAUGAAGAUGCAGAACAGCUCCACAGGAGCUUUCCUGCGGAGAAACUCCACCCGUGUUCCGUAUGUGGAAAGGCCUGCCCGGUGUCAAGCUGGUACACAGGUCAGAGAAUUCACGCAGGUGACAGACUUUUAUAAUUAAAAAGAAAAUAUUCCAGCCAAAGAUAGAGAACUCACAAACGUGAGAAAUCUUAAGAGCAUAUAAAUGUAAAAAAUAUCUCAACCAUAGAUAUAAUUCACUGUGCAUUAAAACACAUACGCAUGGAUGAAAUGUUGAAAACCCUUUCUCCAGAUAUCAUAUCUCAUCAGUCAAUAGGUAAUGUAUACCCUAUAAGGAAGCCCUAUGAAUGUAGAAAGUCCUUCACCCAUAGGUCAUCCUUUACUGCAUACCAAAGAAGACGCAUGGGGACAUCUCCAUGAAUGUUGUUUAUGUGCAGAAAACAGGUACUCAAGACAAACGUCCGUGUCCACCUGAAAACUCAAAACUGAGAAACUCUGACUCUAAAUACUGUAGGAAAUAUUUCAGCCAUAAGCCAUCUGUUGCUGUACAUGAAAGAAGUCACAUAGGUGAGUAACCCUAAACACAUAGGUGAGUAUAAUGGAAGCAGGGAACCCUUUAAGAGAUGCCAGGUCUCUUUAUUAAAGAACUUGCACUGCUGAGGAACCCCAAGAGUAUCUACAGGGAAAUGCCUUUUCCAGUAGGCAGUCCGCUCUAAACAUCAGUGACUGGCUGGAAGCACAUGAGUAAUGUAUGUGGGAAACCCUCUUCCUGGAUGUCAGCAGACGUAAUCACCGUGUAUCUGGAAGACCCACAUCUCUAAGUCAGACCUCAGGAGACAUUAGAAUUAGCACAGAGACUGUAAAGCAGGUAAUCAUGUGGGCAGUGUUUCUAAGAAGUUGCUCAGCAGGAAACCAUCCCACAGGUCCCAUGGGCUCCCCAAGGUUUAUUGUCUGUGCUGCACUCAGAAGCCUGUGCUGCACUCAGAAGCCUGUGCUGCACUCAGAAGCCUAUGCUGCACUCAGAAGCCUGUGCUGCACUCAGAAGCCUGUGCUGCACAGUGCAUUUCUGUUUGUGAGCCGUCUGCUAAGCUCAUGGAAUGUAAGUGCACGUGUUCUAUUUAUUUCUAUCCCACUAUCCCCAAAAUCUUACAACAGACUGCACCUGGGUGCCCAUCCAUAGUUGGCCUGAAGUGCACAUAACCUCUAGCAUGUUUGGGAGCCAUGUGGAGAAGGGCACUGUGGCUCAGGAAUACUGUUGGUCCUGAGAGCUGUGAUCCUGCCUGUUUCUGCCGUCUCUCUAGUGUCUGGAAGGGAGAUCUGCACAAUCUGUAAUAGGGCAGGCCCACAGCCAUUAGUUUCCUCUAGGAGGUGGGUGGGACAAAUUCUCUUUUUAGAAAGCUAUCCGGAGAGAGAUCCUUGUUGCCACUCUUCAUUCUCAUGCUGCUUUGUGGGGAGAAGAAAUCCUGAUGAAAUUCCCAUAACUACCGAGUGUUUUUAGUAGGGAUCUUCCACUACACAGAUCAUUGUGUGAACAUUUUUUUUUUUAUGUGAAACCUCUCAACUUCCAGUCAGGUUUCAAAAAUCCUGACCAAGGAAAAUUAUCACUAUGGAAUCUGUACAUUAAUUUUUUAAUGGUAAAUCUCAUAUUCCAGUUUUUCAAAAUCUGCAUGCCAGGAGAUGAAUAUUGGUAAUGCUGCCUAUCGGCGGGCAUCAGUCUCUGUCUGGGGUCAUUUGUGAUGUUGUAACCAGAGUUUGGGAGAAGCCAGUGGCACAUGCAGGGUAUAGCUGACCAGCCUGCGGUGUGUUGGGUAGUACACUCAUGUAUGUAUGGUUCAUGCAUGUGAGUGUGUCAUAUCAUCAUGUUCCAUGAUGAGACUUAGCAGAAGGGACUCUCCAUGGCUUCGUGUUGCAAUGAACAUUGAUAUUUCCUACAGUUGAUGCCAUUCUGGCCUCUUUAUAUCUUCCUACCCUCAGACAUUGUAUUAUAUACCUUAAUCUUGUGUCAUCUAAAUGUGUAUGACAGUUACUACUAGCUCAAGUAAA
This is a messenger RNA of Microtus oregoni (creeping vole), 4165 nucleotides long. Its product is annotated as zinc finger protein OZF-like. The transcript is spliced from 5 exons. Bases 451 to 2058 code for a protein of 535 amino acids. Lineage: Eukaryota; Metazoa; Chordata; Mammalia; Rodentia; Cricetidae. The record is from RefSeq and is a predicted model, not a curated record. Gene Ontology annotation, molecular function: DNA-binding transcription repressor activity, RNA polymerase II-specific; RNA polymerase II transcription regulatory region sequence-specific DNA binding. Gene Ontology annotation, cellular component: nucleus. Gene Ontology annotation, biological process: negative regulation of transcription by RNA polymerase II.